AUGGCUGCCUCAGUUCACAGUCUGCGAUCCUUAACCAAACACGACGACCCAAGUAGGGUACCCCUUCCAUCUCACCGACACGCAGCACCCUCCGCGCCUUGGCCUUGGAUUGACUUGCAGGACGAGGUUGAUCCUGUCCAGCUCGAUAAUUCAGCCCCGCCCAUACCUGACCUAUGCGACCAUGGCACCUCGUGCGACGAAUGUUGGAAAGGAUACCCUCAAUCACGAUUCCCUAACUGGACAGAGAGGCAGGUGAAAAAGGCGAGGAUAUAUGAUGCGAUACACCACUACUCUCGUCAUCAAAAUUGCAUCAUCUACCAUGUUGAUGUGGAUCAUAAAGGUUUCUUCACAAAUGCUGAAGAAUUUAUAGCAGUGAAUGGAAGGGAGGUCGAGACUUGGGACGCAAUAGUUCACGAAAAGAGACCCACCGACCUUCGCGUCAGGUGUUUGUUCUUGGAGAACUUGAGCGGACCUGUCCUCCAAAUGUUGGGAGCAAAGUACAAUAUAGAACCGUUUUUCUGGUCCUCAUCGCUGAGCUGGAUCCCAUCACGUUUUCAAGAAGAAAUCUUCCCUAAGGAAGGAGAUCACAUCACCGUUACUUUGACCUUUUUGCGUUCAACGGCGAAUGAGGAAGCCAUUGCGGCUCGCAUGGGCAAAUCUACAGACAGUCUUCCAUCGACUUUGUUAGGUUCACAAAAGAUUGAUACUCAUGCGCCUCUCGCCCUUUAUUCUAACCAACGCCUCCUUUCGCUUGACCUUCUCUCCGUUCACCUCAUCCGCAAUGUCAAGGGCAGCACCAUCAUUUCCUACCAUCCCAAUCUCAAAAUGUCUACAACUACGGCACCGUACCUUCACACACGUAUUCGGUUUGCAGGCCAAAGUGUAUACUGGCAGAGCAUGUUCCAAAAAUCACCCGACCCUACAUUCAUUCUACUGACCUUCAUCUGGCAUGCGAUGUACGCAUGGGAUGAAGCGCUGGAGCACCUAUAUGAACACAUUUGCGCCUUGGAAAACCGUGUCAUAACUACGGCAUCCAUGCCUUUAACGCAAGAGCUUCACGUUAUACGUGCUCACCACCUGCACUACUCCUCCCUUCUGGAUGACUUUUCCAAGAAUGUUAAAUUCAUCAAGGAGACUCGAAAUCCUGCCAUGGAAUCUCCAUUGAUCCCAGAGGGUACUCGCAAAAUGAGCCGGAGUUUGCUUGAUCGUGAAUGCGAUACACUGUUAGCCGAGAUCAAACGCCUUAGCGUUGAACUAGCAAUGCAAGAGAGACGCUUGAGGAAUGUCAUGAAUCUUGUGUUUAGCAGCGUCAACAUUAACGAUAGUAGGUAUAUGAGGCAGAUGACGGAGGCUGCUGUUCGCGACAGUGCAGGUAUGAAGCAAAUCGCAUACCUGACGAUGAUCUUCGCGCCUGCGACAUUUGUUGCAGGUAUUUUUGGCAUGAACAUUCACGAAAUAAAUCCCGGCACGCUCGGUUCCCUACCGCACUACAUUGCCGUCGCCGUCCCCCUCACCAUUGUAACCAUUUGGAUAAUCAUCGCGUUCCAGAGCAAGUACCUCUUCACGGACGACGUGUCCAUAUGGAGACGCCUCGCGUGGCCGUUUUUCCUCGCGAGGCGGAUGCUUUCCACAAAAAAGGGGCAGCGGGGCCAAGACGAAAAAGAGAAGAAGCUGUUGGAGAGUUACAGCAUUUCGAGUCAGGAAGCGAUUAUGUCGAGGGAAUUCUUAGAUGACUGA
This is a messenger RNA of Laccaria bicolor S238N-H82, 1737 nucleotides long. RefSeq lists its product as uncharacterized. Gene Ontology annotation, molecular function: cobalt ion transmembrane transporter activity; cobalt ion binding; magnesium ion binding. NCBI's taxonomy places the organism in Eukaryota, Fungi, Basidiomycota, Agaricomycetes, Agaricales, Hydnangiaceae. Gene Ontology annotation, cellular component: membrane. The coding region runs from base 1 to 1737 and encodes 578 amino acids. The record is from RefSeq and is a predicted model, not a curated record. The transcript has 11 exons. Gene Ontology annotation, biological process: metal ion transport; transmembrane transport.